GCGGGCGGGGUCGCGCGAGCUUCCCCGGGGCCGAGCCGGGACCCGCCCUCUACGAGUAGCUGCCAGACGUGGCUCCACCCUCGCAGAACGUUGGCAAGUCAUCCUGCUGCAGGGCUGGGAGUGGGGGCGGGGAGAAGGGCGUGGCGGGCACGAGCCAAUGGGCGAGGCUGGGGCCGGGCGACGCCACGGCCAAUCGCCCGGCAGCGCGGGAGUUUCAAGUCUCCGUCUCCGCCCCGCCGCGGGGGGAGACUGCGCCUAUAAAGGCGGCCGGCUCGGGCCCGGGUCAGUUCCCCGUGUGCUCGUCGUCCGGUGGUCUACCGUCUCCGCCAUGGCCCGUACGAAGCAGACCGCCCGCAAGUCCACCGGCGGCAAGGCCCCGCGCAAGCAGCUGGCCACCAAGGCGGCCCGUAAGAGCGCCCCGGCCACGGGCGGCGUGAAGAAGCCGCACCGCUACCGGCCCGGCACCGUGGCGCUGCGCGAGAUCCGGCGCUACCAGAAGUCGACCGAGCUGCUGAUCCGCAAGCUGCCGUUCCAGCGCCUGGUGCGCGAGAUCGCGCAGGACUUCAAGACGGACCUGCGCUUCCAGAGCUCGGCCGUCAUGGCGCUGCAGGAGGCGAGCGAGGCCUACCUGGUGGGGCUGUUCGAGGACACCAACCUGUGCGCCAUCCACGCCAAGCGCGUCACCAUCAUGCCCAAGGACAUCCAGCUGGCCCGCCGCAUCCGUGGGGAGCGCGCCUGAGCGUUCCAUCUCCCUUCCCUCCCCCACAAAGGCUCUUUUCAGAGCCAACACGAGUUCCCGGAAAGAGCUGCUCAACUAUUGGUCCUUUUGUUGUCUAUUAACUUUGUUUCUGGGAAACUUGGCUGUAGAAUGGCGGUUGUAAUUGUAAGUUACUGAAUUUUGAGUUUUCUUUUUUUGAGAACCUCCCUAAUUGUAUGAGGCAAAGUGUCACAAGCCUUCGAAGGCUACUUAGAUUCCCCUUUGGAAUUUAAUGUAUAUUGCUAACAUGCUUUACUCUUUGCUCUUGCAACAAUCAGUUGUUCACAGCCACGUUAGGGUUUGGUAUUUUGUCUUGGUAGCUCCUCAUGCUCACCAUUGCAUUACAGCAUUCAAGUUUUCGCAUUGUCUGGGGAGUUAUUCAGCUCAGAUUUAAUUACUAGGAUGAUGGUAUGCAAGGUGUGUUUGGAUGUAAGAGAGGUAAACCACAAGUAAAAGGUUCACCUACAAACAGCUUUCCCUUUGUUCCAUUCUAAUUGCCCUAAUUAUCUCGUCCUCCAUGUCCUCCCAGCUUGAGUGCUGCACACACCAGUAUUUCUAACAGGUCUUGCAGUAGUGAUAUGUCAGAUUCUUGCUUCCAUACCAUUAUAUACCAUAUCCUUCAUAAACUUCUUUUCCUUUCAGAUUAUCCACUUUACUAAUAACUUUCCUUUCCCCCUCUCAUCUAUUAGAAGACCCUUGUCCUUUGCUCAAAACUCACAAGACACCAGAUUUUAAAUACUUUUGUAUAACUGCUAUUCAUCUGUCCACACUUGCCUGAGUUGACACCUCAGCAACCCUGCUCUAAGAUCGCAUGUUCCGAAAGGUUCCUCACUGUCACUAAGGUAACCUAGGAGGAGAAUCUUGAAAAUUCAUUUAAGUUUUUAAAAUUUUAGAUUUAUAUGUAUGAGUGCUUUUUGCCUGUACUUAUGUAUGUAUGUAAGUACGUACGUACGUGUAUUAUAUGGCUACCUGGUGCCUGAAGAGGCCAAAAGAGGCUGAUGGAUCCCCUGGAACUGGAGUUAUAGAUGCCAUGUGGGCGAUGCGAAUUGAACCCUGGUCCUUAACAAAGAUGCUUUUUGCUAAACCAUCUUUUUAGCCACAGUAUUCUUUAAUCCCAAUAAAAACUUAACACAG
This is a messenger RNA of Apodemus sylvaticus (European woodmouse), 1891 nucleotides long. Its product is annotated as histone H3-like. Gene Ontology annotation, cellular component: nucleosome. NCBI's taxonomy places the organism in Eukaryota, Metazoa, Chordata, Mammalia, Rodentia, Muridae. Bases 158 to 739 code for a protein of 193 amino acids. Gene Ontology annotation, molecular function: structural constituent of chromatin; DNA binding; protein heterodimerization activity. The transcript has a single exon. The record is from RefSeq and is a predicted model, not a curated record.